GAACAAGUCCGAUAACAGACUGAAACACGUCGACUGUCGGACGCUGAACAAACUGGAAACCCGGUGAAUAACCGUCGUUUCGGAAUAUUAUUUAACCGACAGCUUAUUAACAGGAUGAGCUGCUGAUUCUGGUUUUCUCUGUGAAUACUGCUGGAGGGUUUCAUGCAGCUCAGCAGGAGGACGUCGCUCAGCUGCUGGACUCAUGACUCGUGUCCUCUGUAUUGAUCUGUGCUCGGUGUUUGUGUGCAGGAUCGAUCAGCUUCACCAUGUCAGCUGACGGGGGGCUCAGCACCGACUCGGCCGACGACAACAAACUGGUGCGACCAAAGGUGGAGUUCUGUUCUCUGCUGCAGGACGCCGGAGCCACGAAAGAUGUUUUCACCAUGAAGGAGGUGAUGUUCUACCUGGGCCAGUACAUCAUCCAGAAGCAGCUGUACGACCAGAAGCAGCAGCACAUCGUCCACUGCUCCCAGGAUGCACUGGGCCGAGUGCUGGGCGUCGACAGCUUCUCCGUCAAAGAGCCUCGGGUUCUGUUUGCAAUGAUCACCAAGAACCUGGUGACGGUGAAGAGUCAAGAGUCGACGACGAGCUCGAAUGAAGCACACAACAACAGCUCGACGGACAGAGGGACGGAGGAGGGAGACACAGAAAGUCGCUCUUCAUCACCAGACAGGAGGAGGAGGAGGAGAAGACGGAGGAGGAGGAGCUGCAGGAGCAGCGAUCCAGGUCCGUCACACAGCCUGGAGGACGACGAGGGCGAGUCGGAGUCUGAGGAGGAGGAGGAAGGAGAAGGCAGGAAGAGGAGGAGGUCCGACAGCUACUCGCUGACGUUCGACGACAGCCUGUCCUGGUGCGUGAUUGGCGGGCUGGUAGGCGGGCGGGACCGAGGCAGCAGCCAGUCGUCGGACUCCCACAGCACGUCGGGGAGGUCGGAGGUGACGGUCGCCGCUUCGGACUCGGACAGCGACAACUUCAGCGUCGAGUUCGAGGUCGAGUCCGUCGAUUCGGACGACUACAACGAAGACGACGCUUCUCUCUCCGCAGAUGAUCAGGUGUACGAGGUGACCAUCUUUGAAGCCGAGGACGACGACUCCUUUGACGAGGACACGGAGAUCAGUGAAGCUUCGCCGUCUCCCUGCCUGCUGCUGCUCUCUGAUCAUCAGGACUACUGGCGCUGUGUGAAGUGCGACGAGCUGAACCCGCCUCUGCCCAGGAACUGUCAGCGCUGCUGGACUCUGCGCCAGGAUUGGCUGCCCGAGGUGUCAAUCAACCUGGCCUCCUCCAGCCCUAAAGCCCUGCCCACAAAGCCCAGCAACCAAUCAGCUGCCAAAGAGGCUCCAGGUUUCGACGUCGAGGAGAACGAAGGAGUCGACGUUCCGGACGGGAAGCGAGCUAAAACCCCUCCGGUCCUGUCCCAGUGUCUCUCAGACUCGACAUCGUCUGCUCCCAACUCCCAGGAGCUCGUCUCAGAACCGUCGUCCUCGCAGGAGAAGCUCUGGACUCCCGACUCUCAGCCGUCGUCCUCCAUCGACUCCCAGGAGCUCCUACCGUCUUCUCCGCCGGCUCCACCUCCGCCUCUGUCGGUGCCGGACCUGGAGCGCAGCGUGUCGGCCGAGUGGCGGCUGCCGGACUCGUGUCUGGACCCGUGCCUCAUCUGCCAGUCCCGGCCCAAGAACGGCUGCAUCGUCCACGGGCGGACCGGACACCUCAUGUCCUGCUACGUGUGCGCCAGGAAGCUGAAGAAGAGGAACAAGCUGUGUCCGGUCUGCAGGCUGCCCAUCCAGUCUGUGAUCCUCACCUACCUCAGCUGAGACCCGCGGCGGUCCUGAAGCCCCACAACCCCCAGACAGCAGAAACAUGAAGGUCUACUGAGUCACAGGUUCACCUCUGGUGGGAACGCCUCAGCGCCAUGGAUUUACUCAUUAAUUACCAAAUACUAGUUCUGUUUUCGUCCAUCGGCACAUCCUCACACGCCCGAUUUCAUUUUUCUCACUUUUUCGGGAAAAUGGUUCAACAAUAAAUCUGGUGGUGAUCCAAUCAUCUCUGGCUCUCCUGUCUGGAGCUCCACACCCACUGGAAGAUCUGAAAACGCUUCAGCACCACUAGAACCUGGACGUCUUCUCAAUUAACUGAUGGUUUUGUUUAUUAAUUGUCAGAAAAUUGUGGAAAAUGGACGACAUAUGAGGUGUGUCAGAAAGGUUCCAGGACUG
Molecule: messenger RNA, 2210 nt
Organism: Stegastes partitus (bicolor damselfish)
Lineage: Eukaryota; Metazoa; Chordata; Actinopteri; Pomacentridae
Gene: mdm2
Product: MDM2 proto-oncogene
Exons: 14
Coding region: 267-1811 (514 amino acids)
Biological process (GO): regulation of gene expression; cell cycle; negative regulation of apoptotic process
Cellular component (GO): nucleus
Molecular function (GO): identical protein binding; ubiquitin protein ligase activity; p53 binding
Source: RefSeq, a predicted model, not a curated record